AUGAAAACACCACCCCCUGAUUACCCAAAUAAUUCUGAAGAUGACCUUGAACCUCUUAAUGUGAUAAUUGUACCACAUUCCCACAACGAUCCUGGCUGGUUGAAAACUGUAGAUGAAUAUUAUGUGGACCAAACAAAACACAUUCUAAAUAAUAUGGUAAACAAACUUAGUGAAUAUCCUAAUAUGACAUUUAUCUGGUCAGAAACAGUAUUUUUUAGUAUGUGGUGGAAUGAAUUAGAUGAUGAUGUUAAAGUUCAUGUCAGACGUUUAAUACGUAGAGGUCAGCUGGAGAUUGUUUUGGGUGGUUGGGUAAUGCCUGAUGAAGCUACAACCCAUUAUGUAUCGGUCAUAGAUCAGUUGAUUGAAGGUCAUCAGUGGCUUUGGGAAAAUCUGGGUGUCAAACCAGAAAAUAGUUGGUCCAUUGACCCUUUUGGAUAUUCUGGAACUAUGCCAUAUAUUUGGAAAAAAGCUGGAAUGGAGAACAUGGUUAUCCAACGUGUGCAUCAAGCCAUUAAAGGAUCGUUGGCUUCAAAACAGGCUCUGGAAUUUCAAUGGCGACAGAUGUGGGAUUCUAAAGGAUCUAAUGAUAUUCUGUGUCAUGUGAUGCCAUAUAUGUUGUAUAAUAUCAAAUUUACUUGUGGCCCAAAUCGAUUCAUAUGCCUUAUGUUUGAUUUUAGAAAAAUUGAAAAUGAAGUUUCUGAAUCGAGGUCUUACACAAUAAAUGCUAACAAUAUUCACCAACAGGCUAAAUAUCUUUAUGAACAAUAUCGUAGGAAGUCGUAUUUGUAUAAAUAUAACACCAUACUUGUUCCAUUAGGUGAUGAUUUUCGUUUUGAUCGAGAAAUAGAAUGGGAUCAACAAUAUAAAAAUUAUGAAAUGUUAAUGGAUUACAUGAAUGAUCAAAGAAAAUGGAAAAUAAAUGUUAAAUUUGGAACAUUGAAGGAUUAUUUUAAGUUAGCUAAUGAAGAAAAUAGACACCAUAUGGAGAGGUAUCCUGAAAAUGGUUUCCCAACUUUAAGUGGGGAUUUCUUUCCAUAUUCAGAUAAAGACAGUGCUUAUUGGACUGGAUAUUUCAGUACCCGACCAUUUGAUAAAAAAUUCAGUCGUGAUUUGCAAGCUAAUCUUCAGGCAGCAGAUAUUCUUAACACAUUAACAUAUGUUAACCUCAAGAACUGGAAUCUUGAUAACAAAGGGAAAUUCUUCCAGUUUUCCACUCUGUUGCAGCAGGCCAGACGCGCUCUUGGUUUAUUUCUCCACCAUGAUGCUAUAACUGGCACUGCCAAAGAUUUUGUGGUAGUUGACUAUGAAAGACAAAUGGCUGAAGCUUAUAAUAAGACCCAACUUGUAAUAAGAACAGCAUUACAAAUUCUAGCUUCAAAGGGUAACUUAAUGUCACCGCUUGUCUUUAAACCAGAAACAUUUCGCCCCAAAUACAACAAGGAACCAGUUAAACAAAUACUAAAUCUACAGAAAAGUAGCAACUGUAUUCUCUUGUUUAAUCCUUUACCAAAAUAUAGACAAGAAGUUGUUCGUGUUUUAACAGAUACAGAAUUUGUGCAAAUAAGAAAUGAGAAGUAUGAAUAUGUUCCGUGUCAAAUUAGCCCAACAUGGUCGGAUAAAACUUCAGUAGAUCUCAAAGUGUUUGAAAUUUCAUUUGUUGUUACCUUACCUCCAUUUGGAAUUGUUCCCUACAUGCUGCAUAAAGUUCAAGAAAUUGAUUUACAUAAUGUAUUUCCAUCUAGAAUUUCCCUCUUCAAUACAGAAGAGUUUGAAAUUCCAAAGAAAACGAAAUUUUACACCAAUCCACCAGUUUUAAAUCCAGAAUCUCAAAUUGAACUUGAAAACGAUAACAUGGUUGUGUUGUUUAACAGUAAAACUGGUACAAUAGAAAGUGAAUAUUUUACCUACAGAUCACAGGGUAGUGGUGCUUACAUAUUCUACCCAUCUAAUUCUGGAGAAGUUAAGGUUCUUUUUAACAUUCCUAUUAUCAGAAAAAUAGUUGGACCCAUUUAUUCUAAAAUAGAAGUCGAAUUUGAUCAUUACUUGAAAUUUUCUGUGACUCUGUAUCAUGUGCCAUCAUUACAAGCACAAGGAAUUCAUAUAGAAAACACUUUAGAUAUUCGUCCAUUGACAGAUCGUGAAUUUGUGAUGCGAUUUAAAACUAACAUUGACAAUAAAGAUGGCUCCUAUUUUACCGACCAAAAUGGAUUCCAGUUAAUUCGCAGAAAAACUAAUCCCAAUCAACGAAUUGAAGCAAACUAUUAUCCAAUGACUUCAGCAGCAAUGCUCGAGGAUGAUGAAAGACGAUUAACUUUAUUGUCAGCUCAAUCUCAUGGUUGUGCCGGAAUCGAGAAGGGUUGGUUAGAGGUUAUGUUAGACAGACAAUUAAUAUAUGAUGAUAAUAGAGGAUUAGGGCAAGGUGUCAGAGAUAUUAAAAUUAUUACAAGUAGUUUUAUACUGUUGUUAGAAAAACGUAACACCUUAAAGGCAAAUAGACAUUCAGAUUAUGCAUUACCAUCAUUACUAAGUAUUUCAACUAAUGACUUUUUACAGCAACCUAUUGUAAAAUAUUAUAGUACUAUUGAUUCCACUAUCUUCCAUACCACAGUGACGUCACUGGCGGUACCGAUGCCAUGUGAUAUUUCAUUAGUGACAUUUAGAAGUUUAACAACUGCUAAUUUUAUUCAUAAUGGUACAAGUUUAGUGCUGCACCGAAGAGGAUAUGAUUGUGACUUUCCAAAAGAUGGACUGCAAUGUUCAGUGAAUGAUCAGAAACUUUUUAUUAGAAAUCUGCUCAAAGUUUCACCAGCACACAGUGUAAGGGAGACAACUCUAACACAUCUUUAUGACAAGAAGAAAAUUCAGGCCAGUGUUGAACUGAAACCUAUGGAAAUAUCCUCUUUUCAUAUUAAUUGGUAA
This is a messenger RNA of Lottia gigantea (owl limpet), 2919 nucleotides long. RefSeq lists its product as hypothetical. Gene Ontology annotation, cellular component: Golgi membrane. The record is from RefSeq and is a predicted model, not a curated record. Bases 1 to 2919 code for a protein of 972 amino acids. Gene Ontology annotation, molecular function: carbohydrate binding; alpha-mannosidase activity. Lineage: Eukaryota; Metazoa; Mollusca; Gastropoda; Lottiidae. Gene Ontology annotation, biological process: N-glycan processing; mannose metabolic process; protein deglycosylation. The transcript is spliced from 2 exons.